Messenger RNA from Suillus discolor, 509 nucleotides. RefSeq lists its product as uncharacterized. The annotation marks the transcript as partial. Lineage: Eukaryota; Fungi; Basidiomycota; Agaricomycetes; Boletales; Suillaceae. The record is from RefSeq and is a predicted model, not a curated record. The transcript has a single exon.
CCUAAUUCAAUUCUCGCGCACAAGGCCCACUCAGCAGACAUUCUUUCUUGUCCGUCCAUGGGACCGUCGUCUCCUUGGGCUGCCUGAUUUUUCAGAGCAGCUCACCUUUACAGGCGAAGGGGAGAGCGUAAGGGAUUGGUCCGAGUCCCAGUCUGAAUUGAACGACACUGACGAGCGGUCUAGCAACCCACCUGGAGAAGAGGAGUUGUCUAUUGACUCGGAUGUUCACUCACGAUCAUUGCGUUUGAUGGUUCACCUUGGGCAGGCUUUCAGCGCACUUUUGGUAGCGCAGCAACGCGUUGGAGAAUACAAGAGGGUCGCGUCGGACCAUAAUAUCAUUGCGCAGGUGAAAGACCCGGCUUCGAUUGACAUUAUGAACAUCAAGACCCUAGACAUAUUGUAGCUGAUUGGUUUUUUUCACAACACGUCGACGAUCACAUUAUCAUAGCCUCAUAUAUCAUACAUACCCUGCAAAUGACCCUCGCAAAUACAAGAUUUCAAAAUUUGAC